AACUCUCGACUCACAUGUAGAGCAGUAAGUCAUCCUCGUGCACCAAUCGUUGAAGCUGUGGUUCAAAUUGAUAUGAACUUUUCGCCCUUAAACAUCCGUUUGUUAGGGGCCCAUCAGCCUCUCUCUGCUGGACGAAGAUAUGAUCUUUUAUGUCAAAGUGCUGGAUCGAGACCGCCUGCAGUUAUUACAUGGUGGCAAAAUGGAAUACGACUUGAAAAAACAACAGAAACUACGUCAAGUGAUGGUAACCAGACAACAAGUACUCUUUCCAUCAGCCUAAGUAAAGCCGAUGCGGGGAAGUUUUUAUCGUGCAAAGCUUACAAUCAUGCUGUCCCAUCAGAGCCUCUUGAAGAUGGAUGGAAGCUUGACAUUCAAUAUGUUCCAGAAGCAUAUGUUCGAUUGGGAACAUCUUUAGACGCAAACACUCUACGUGAGGGUACAGACGUUUACUUUGAUUGUCUAGUGAUAGCUCAUCCACAUGUAUUUCGAAUUGAAUGGCGUCACAAUGAACAACCAUUAUUUCAUAACAUUUCUCAAGGGAUAAUAAUAAGUAACCACUCUUUGGUUCUGCAAGGUGUAACAAGAUCCACCGCCGGUAACUAUUCAUGCGUUGGAUUUAAUGCAGAAGGAGAAGGAAUAAGUGCCCCGUUUGCGUUGAAUAUUUUGUAUUCUCCUACGUGCUUGCAGAACCAGAAGAAAAUCUAUGGAAUAGCAAAACACGAAGAUGCAAAAAUUACUUGUGUGGUCGAUGCAAACCCACAUGAAGUCGAAUUUAGUUGGACAUUUAAUAAUUCAGCGGAAAGUAUUGACGUUGCUAAAAAUCACAUUAUUCAAUCUGGCACAUCAUCCGUUGUAACAUAUACUCCAAUAACUGAACUGGACUAUGGUACACUUUUAUGUGUUGCAACGAACAAAAUCGGAAAGCAGCGAGUACCCUGCGUGUUUCACAUUAUUGCUGCAGGUCGACCUGAAAAAGUACACAAUUGUACUUUAAUCAAUAUAUCUGUGUCAUCAUUAACGGUCUCCUGUAGUGAUGGUUUCAAUGGCGGCUUACCACAAAACUUUCUUAUGGAGCUUACGGACAGUAAUACACAUGAAAUUAAAGCAAAUAUUACGUCCACGAAUCCAAGAUUCACGGUUUCAGGUCUUGCUCCAGGUACCCUGUAUAAACUAUAUAUUUUUUCGUUUAAUACAAAAGGUCGAUCAGAUCCUGAAAUACUUAAUGCGGCUAUGCUCCGAAUGCCUGAAAAGCAGCUUACAUCAGAACAGACGAAUAAUCUUCGUGCGGAGCUUUUAUUCUCGCCAGUUAUAUCGCUAACAAUUGGAUUAACCUUAGCUGUACUGGUCGCCGUACUAGCAAUUAUACUCGCUCUGCGGAUACCAUGCACAGCUUCAUCUAGAAGGCGUCAAAAAGAAUUGUCCCAUGAGAAUAUAUCAAGAGAUGAAUCACCAGGACCAAGUGAUAAAAGUUCUGCAAGUAAGGAUCUAGACGAUUAUGAUGAAAAAAAUCCCGAUGUUGUGCCCGAAACUAUUGAUUCAGAUGAUCAGACGGACAGCACAAGGAACAGACAACAGAUAUCAACAAUCCAUACCGACCACAGUCCUAGCAGAGUAAUAUCUGUAAAUGAGCCGCAACACAUAACAGCUGCUGAAAUGACAUUACGUACUUCUCACGGAAUGGGUUAUUGUACUUUGCGCAGUGGAGUUCAUAGUCCUGUACAAGCUUUGGCUGGAGAAAUCUCAAUUAAUGUUACUCCACACGUCUAUUCAAGCUCAAUUUCCCAAUGUACACUUCCUCGCCAGUCGUUGCACAAUGCUUGGCCAAAUCAAGAGUGCAUAGCCAUAACCAUUCACAAUCCUUAAUUGGACAUUCAACUGGAUCAUCUUUAGCUUCGAACAGCUCUAUUCCCUCGCCUUCAAAUGUCUUACCUCAACCACAAGGAAGAACAAUACCCUUACAUCAUA
This is a messenger RNA of Drosophila obscura, 1965 nucleotides long. RefSeq names its product nephrin-like. The record is from RefSeq and is a predicted model, not a curated record. Bases 73 to 1863 code for a protein of 596 amino acids. NCBI's taxonomy places the organism in Eukaryota, Metazoa, Arthropoda, Insecta, Diptera, Drosophilidae. The transcript is spliced from 13 exons. Gene Ontology annotation, molecular function: protein binding.